Molecule: messenger RNA, 5459 nt
Organism: Hippocampus zosterae (dwarf seahorse)
Lineage: Eukaryota; Metazoa; Chordata; Actinopteri; Syngnathiformes; Syngnathidae
Gene: vav3a
Product: guanine nucleotide exchange factor VAV3
Exons: 28
Coding region: 296-2890 (864 amino acids)
Biological process (GO): cell migration; regulation of GTPase activity; intracellular signal transduction
Cellular component (GO): plasma membrane; cytoplasm
Molecular function (GO): protein binding; guanyl-nucleotide exchange factor activity
Source: RefSeq, a predicted model, not a curated record
GUAAUGCAGUUGCAAGCGGAAGAGGAUGAGGGGGAGGGAAGAGACAGCGGGGGAGGGAGAAAUAGAGAGAGACCGAGAGAGAGAGAGGGGUGGGGGGUGAGUGCACUUCAUCCAGUCGUACGAGCACACAAGGCUGUCAAGCUCACAUCGACUGCAGCCCAUCCCUCUGCGAUCGUGGUCCUGCUCCGUUUUCAUCGUGCUGGAACAUGGACACGCUCUAAAGCGCACCACCCAAGCCAGUCCACUUGUCCAAUACCCGAAAUUCGUCCUGCCGUCGGCUCAAGUGAGGGUAGUAAUGAUGGAGUAUUGGAGGCAGUGCGCGCUGUGGUUGAUCAACUGCAAGGUGCUUCCAGCAAACCAUCGGGUGACGUGGGAGACUGCGCAGGUAUUCGAUUUGGCGCAAACCCUCCGGGAUGGAGUGCUCCUUUGCCACCUCCUCAACAACCUCAGGCCUCAGUCGAUCAAUCUCAAGGAGAUCAACCUGCGACCUCAAAUGUCACAGUUCCUCUGCCUGAAGAACAUCAGGACUUUUCUGGCAGCCUGCAAUGACUUAUUUGGCAUGAAGAAAAGUGAGCUGUUUGAGGCCUUUGACCUUUUCGACGUCAGGGAUUUUGGAAAGGUUAUGGACACACUUUCGAAGCUUUCUCACACAACGAUUGCACAACAAACUGUAAGCAGGUCUUUUCCAACCGAAGAAAGUCUUGAAGAUGAGGAUAUCUAUAACCACCUUGAGGACCUAAUAGAUGAAAACCGGGUGGAAGAUGAGGAGGAUCUGUAUGACUGCGUGUAUGAUGAUGAAGAGGGCGGUGAAAUCUAUGAGGAUCUGAUGAAAACGGAAGCUCUCGCCCCCCCGGUGUUCCAGAAACAGGCAGAGAUUGACAUCAGAAGUUGCUGUUUAACAGAAAUCAAGCAGACAGAAGAGAAAUUUUCUGACACCCUGGACUCAAUAGAAAAGAACUUUAUGACACCUCUCACUGUGUUUUUAUCCACGGCUGAGAUGGAAAAAGUGUUUGUGAAUAUACCGGACCUGGUGAAAGUUCACAAAAGUUUACUGCAGGAAAUUCAAGACUCAGUCCAACACAGAAGUGCCCAAAAUCUACACCAGAUCUUUAUUGCAUUCAAAGAAAGAUUGCUAAUCUAUGGGAAAUACUGCAGCGAUGUGGAGACAGCCAUUGCCACGCUAGACAGUAUAUGUAAAGACAGAGAGGACGUCCGCAUGAAGCUUGAGGAGUGUUCUAAAAGAGCAAAUUAUGGCAAAUUCACUCUGAGGGAUCUGCUGGUGGUUCCCAUGCAGCGGGUCUUGAAGUACCACCUUCUUUUGCAGGAGCUGGUGAAACACACUCACGAUGCCACGGACAAGAGCAAUUUGCGGAAAGCAUUAGAUGCCAUGAAGGACUUGGCCCAGUAUGUCAAUGAGGUCAAGAGAGACAAUGAAACACUGAGAGAAAUAGACCAGUAUCAGAAAUCCAUUGAAAAUCUUAAUCAGCCUCUGAGUAACUACGGAAGACCCAAAGGUGACGGGGAGGUGCGGGUGGCCUCAGUGGACAAACGAGCCAAACAGGACAGGCAUAUUUUCCUGUUCGAUGCUGCCGUCAUCAUUUGUAAGCGAAGGGGAGACAACUACGAAAUGAAAGACGUGAUAGACCUGCACCUCUUUAAGAUCACAAACAACCCCACGUCAGACAAGGAAAACCGAAAGUGGUCCUACGGAUUCUACCUCACUCAUAAUCAGGGCCAGAACGGCUUUGAGUUCUUCUUCAAGACCAAAGAGCUGAAGAAGAAGUGGCUGGAGCAGUUUGGCAUGGCCAUAUCCAACAUCCAUCCAGAGAAUGCAACCGACAAUUUCCACGAGUUCCAUAUGCACACUUUUGAAAGAAUUACCUCCUGCAAUUCGUGCCACAUGCUACUGAGGGGCAUAUUUAACCAGGGUUACCAAUGUUCCAAGUGCGGUCUCGGCGCUCAUAAAGAAUGCCUGGGCCGGCUGGGCUGCUGCGGAAAAACAGAUCCCGGCUGCGUCAGAACUCAGAUGAAAGACCGAGACCCAGGGCUGCCCAAGAUGAUGGUGAUCAGGAACUAUUUCGGCACGCCGAGCCCGACUUUGGGGCCGGCGCUCAUCAUCCAGACGGGUGACAUUAUCGAGUUAAUCUGCGCUGACCUUCACAGCUCCUGGUGGCAGGGCAAAAUCGUGUCAACAAAAGAAGUUGGCUUCUUUCCCAGUGACGCUGUGAAGCCGUGCCCGUGUGUCCCGAAGCCCAUUGAUUACUCCUCCCAACCAUGGUUUGCCGGACCGAUGGAGAGAUUGCAGGCGGAGGCGGAGCUCAUCAACCGGGUCAACAGCACCUACUUGGUCCGCCAUCGCAGCAGAGAGUACACAGAGUACGCCAUCAGCAUUAAGUACAACAACGACGUGAAGCACAUAAAAAUCCUGACAAAAGAAGGCUGCUUCCACAUUGCCGAGAACAAGAAGUUCAGGAGUCUGUUUGAGCUGAUUGAGUACUACAAACAUCACUCGCUCAGGGAGGGUUUUCGGAGUCUGGAUACCACCUUGCAGUAUCCAUACCGGGAAGUGGAGAAUUCUGCUAUGCAUCACCUCAACCGCUCCGGUGGCAACACCCCAUUGCUCUGCGGCUUCUCUUUUGUAACCCCUGCCGGCUACAGCUUUGUACCUCCUUCCUCUGCCCCCUUCUGGUCAGUGUUCACUCCGAAAGUGAUUGGCGUGGCCAUUGCACGGUACGAUUUCAGUUCCCGUGACACGCGCGAGCUCUCGCUGCAGGAGGGCGACCUGGUGAAGAUUUACACCAAGUCUGGAGCCAACGGGUGGUGGAGAGGCGAGGUCAAAGGGAGGAUUGGCUGGUUUCCAUCCACAUAUGUAGAGGAAGGCGAGGAGUGAGCGGCACAUUGACAAAAGAAGAAGGACGCGAGUCAAAUUAAUGAGCUCAGAGCCAGCGGAGCCUUGUUGCUUUUCCCCAUCCAGAGGCCUUUGGGAGCAAACAAAAAGAGCUGAUGAACACCCGUGACCCAAAGAUGGCCGCAACCUUUCUGCUUGGCUCGGUGCGGCUGAGCAACUUCAGCAUCUACAAGCAGCAACUUGCCCGUCAGCGGGGCACGCGGGCUCGCCAGAUGCCUGGCCAUACAUAAUACCCAGCCUCUUUCUGCCCCCAACCGGCCACAGCCUCCCCUGCGCAAAUCCCACCUGCUUUUCUUGCCAACUUGGCUGGUGCAGACAUGUCAAAAAGCAGGAACUCAGAUGCCACUCUUCCUUCCACUCAUGCACUCAUCCGUCCCUUCACAACGCUCGCACUCCUUCUGCCUCUCAAGGGAAUGGAGCCAACCAAGCAAGCUGGAAAGGAGGUGUGGGUCCUUUCCAAAAAAAAAAGAAAAAAAAAGAAAAAAAAUUCCCCUUCCCACUUUGAUGAAAUUUCAGUGGCUUUGACCUUGCGUGCGUUUGUUCCAGUAACGAAGGUGGUUAUUGAUGACUCUGUGGCCCACCCUGGCGCAGCAUCCAGCACUCAAAAUCCCCCUCUUUGAUUGCGAUCGCCGCGCUUCCACUCAUGCAGGAGAUAGAAGAUAAAGACAGCGUCGACGGGCAGCGCCCGCAAUUGAUGGCUCGUGUUCCUAUUUUCCUGCGGCUGCUCACGUUUUUUUUUUUUAUCUCCGACGCAGACUCUCAUGUUUUAGCUCGUGUCGGCCGUUCGUGAUCCUUUUGCUUAUCACUGGCAGAAGCCCAUGCGCGGGAGGCUUUAUCUCGUUGGAGGUAUUACGGGCCCGUCGGGGAGAACACACCGCACAGUCUGCCAGCCACCUGACCCGGGAGGAAAUCAGCCCUUUGACUUAGGUUAGGGCCAUUUUUUUUUCAUUCAGGGGCUCGAUCCUUCCACAAUGCUAUUGAAACACAUUUACGAUCUAACAAGUCCUCAAGGCCAUCUCCACACUUGACCUCCACAUGACCAUAUACCGCGUGUAAUCCAAUACUUAUCAAUGCCAGGGUACCCGAGUGGAGGGCAAAACCGGAUUCCCACUGCACACCAAUCUCAGACAAUGUAAACUUACUCCACGCAAUACUCAAUGGUACUUUUUCAGUCGGACGUAUAGAACUUAAUGGGAAUUAACUGGAAUGUUCAGUCUAUGGAUUUCAUACAAUGCUGUGUACAGUAUUUAAAACAAUAUCACAUUUUUUCCCCUGAAUUUGGUUCUUUACAUGUUGUUAUCGAGCAACGUUUUUUUUUUUAAAUUUCUCCUCCCAAAAACACCAGCAUUCACACACGAAGAUUACACACACGCAUUUUGUGACAUUUUAAAACCUCACCCCUCCUUUCCCCUUUUUCCAAUGAGGAUGCUAUUUGUUAGAAUUCAUGGGACGGAAAAAACACGUGAAGUACAUAAGAUAUCGAAGAUUAUUCCACGCACGCAUCCCCACACAGUCCAGAGGUGACAUUGAAGCAGAGCCACUUGUUAGUCAGGAGACUGAGAUUUUAUUUGAUGAACAGAUGGACCGCGCCUCUGGAAACACACCUCGGGGCCUCGUGACCUCAUGGUGUGUGAGGCCCCGGGCGUUUGUGACACUCACGCAUUUUGUAAAAUGAAAAUUUAUUUGUAAAAAUAUGCUGUUCCCCUAUUAUUAGAAAUGUUAUAUUUGGAAAUGAGUAACACAGGCAAAGCUGCUGCACACUUAUGUGUGUGUGUGUUUGUGUGUGUGUUUCUUUUCUGUACGUCUUUUGGUCAAAUACUGGUUCUUAGAUUUGACACAUAUGUAGGUCCACAAGUGACCACCAGAGGGAGUCUCCUUCAUUUGCGGUUGGUCACCUUCAGCUUGGCAAAGGUUUGAGAUGACAUCAUCUGAACAAUAGUUAAAGGUGACAUUAAACCGAGUGAGCAGGAACAAACUAAGCGUGCUCUCUCUCUCGCUUUUAAAAAAAAAUUCUCUAAGGUCCACAAAUUUCACCAUAGAUUUCCAGAAUUAUCAUGUUUGAUAGGAAGUCCUUAAAUGCUCUUUCCGCAUUUGCCGAGCUUCCCUUAACCAAUUCCACAAAGCAAACAUUCUUAUUCGGUCUAGUGGACCAUGAAGAAACCAACCCUCUCGGGAGACCGAGAGUGGGCUUCUCUAAUGGCGGACUGUGGUAAUCCACUCCCACUCUGCUUCUCUGCCCAAACGAACUCUGACGGCGCAGUCAUUUACAAGUGCGGCCUAUCCUUCCGCCUAGUGUGCUUCCAGAUUUUUUUUGUUCCUCAAAUUUCUUUGCCCAGGAGGAAGGCUCAAGGGUAUCUGCAAUCUAAUCAUGACACCAUCUCUACACAUGCCGCAUCCGUCUCACUGUCGGUUCCUCUCUGGCUGGUCCUAAGUCACAGCAGUCCCUCACACUCCUCCUUCCCCCAUCCAUCUAUAAUCCAAGCUCGGUCCUCCAGUUUUCAUUGUGGAUUUUGUCCCUCAAGUGAAGCUCGAGGGCUGUGUGGUGUGAUGC